This is a messenger RNA of Xyrichtys novacula (pearly razorfish), 3615 nucleotides long. Lineage: Eukaryota; Metazoa; Chordata; Actinopteri; Labriformes; Labridae. The record is from the annotation of a GenBank genome assembly.
AUGGCAAAGCACUUCAUGAGGAGAUCAGAAGAGCCUCACCCUCAAAGGAGAGCGACCCAGCUUGUAUUGGGUCUUCUAUGGUUUUGUAUUUUUCCAAGCAGCUCCCACCAAGACCCCAGCCAGCGAUGUGAAAUAAUCCCAGGUUCAAUGACCUUACCUGUGCUUGAAAAAAAGGGGGAUAUCAUCUUAGGGGGACUCUUCUCUCUGCAUGAUAUGGUGGUAGAGCCGAGUCUGUCCUUCACCUCUCAGCCUCCUCCAACACAAUGUACCAGGUAAGCUGCUUUCUAGAUCAUCCUCAAAUUGCUGAAGUUUUGGAUAUAAACAGGCUUAAUCUCAUGGCAUCCGUGUUUUUCUGUCUUCAUCAAUCUGCUUUCUUCUUACAGAUUCAACUUCAGAACAUUUCGAUGGAUGCAGACCAUGAUCUUUGCCAUCGAGGAGAUAAACAAAGAGGCUAAACUACUUCCUAACAUCACUCUUGGUUACAAGAUCUAUGAUUCUUGUAGUACACCUCAUCAGGCUCUGAAGGCUGCCAUGGAGUUAAUGGGGAGUGAAAAGGGUUCAGGGGUUGUGGGAGAUACUGAUGAUAAUUUGACAUGUAAUGGGACUGUACCAGCAGUGAUAGGAGAUGGAGGCUCGACUCAGUCUCUCGUUGUGGCUCGUUUUCUGGGGGUCUUCCAGGUACCGCAGGUAAAGUUGGUGUAUUUUCUUUCACUUCUGUGCAGAGAUGUAAUGAAAAAGUCAUGAGGAAGUCUUUACUGUCUUCAAAAUCAGUCUUGUUUGUAACAGCAGAUGGUCGUACUGCGUAUGAAACAGCUCACUGUAUCAACGAAUUUCUUCCCUUCUGUCCAGGUCAGUUAUUUCUCUAGCUGUGCCUGUCUCAGUGACAAAAAACAGUUUCCUGCAUUUAUGAGGACUAUGCCGAGUGACUUUUUCCAGGUAGGAGAAAGAAGACCAUCUGUGUGAUUGCGUGAAAUGCAACAAACGCAUAACAACGAAGCAAUCUGUCCCUCUCUAUGUUUGUGUUGCAAUCAGGUUGAUGCACUCGUGCAACUUGUCCAGCACUUUGGCUGGACCUGGGUGGGUGUGAUUGCAGGAGAUGAUGCCUAUGGUCGUGGUGGUGCAAACAUUUUCGCAGAUGAGGUGGGUCACAGUUGCUUGAAUGCAGGAUUUGAACAAAAGUUGAAGAUAAGAAGAAAAAAGUUGUCAUCCACCUCCUCUGCUGCUCUCUCAGGUUAGAAAGCUGGGUGCUUGUGUUGCCCUCUAUGAGAUUAUCCCGAAAAACCGAGCACAGGCUGCCAUCGCAUCGAUCAUUUCCAAGAUUCGUUCUUCUGGGACUCGUGUGAUUCUCGUAUUUGCCGUAGAACAAGAUGCAGCUGCACUCUUCGAUGAGGCACUCAGGCAUGCCACAAUCUUUGAAGAAAGCGUUUGUUCAGUUUAUGUUUUAUUGAUGCAGCUUUACCACGUUUUAAAAGUCAUGAAUUGUCAUUCCUUUGAAUCUAGAGAGGGGCUCACUGAUAUUCAGUGGCUGGCCAGCGAGGCUUGGAGCACAGCUGCUGUCCUCUCCACCCCUUCAAAGUACCGUCACAUCCUCCAGGGUUCAAUGGGAUUUGCCAUUCGAAGAGCAGACAUCCCGGGAUUGCAGGACUUCCUGCUUCGUUUGCACCCUUCAAACCCAGAUGCUGUUGGCGAUCCCUUCUUGGUACCUUUCUGGGAGGAGGUAUUCCAGUGCAGUUUGGGUACAGGGCGUCAAAGUAAACCUCCAUGCACCGGAGAGGAAGAACUGAGAAGCGUUACAAAUAUCUACUCAGAUGUGUCCCAGCUGAGGAUUUCCUAUAAUGUCUAUAAAGCUGUGUAUGCGAUUGCUCAUGCACUCAAUGCUAUGAGGAGCUGUGUGGAAGGAAAAGGGCCAUUUCCUUUGCAAGCCUGUGCAGACAUAGACAAUAUUCAGCCAUGGCAGGUAAUGAACCAUUUGCUUUCUGUCCUCAUUUAGGAUACUUAAGAUAAUAAGUAUAUGAAAAUGUUUAGAAGUUUUGUUUGGGAUAAACGUUUGCCCUUUUCUUCUUUAGCUGCUUCAUUACAUAAAACAGGUCGAGUACUUGAAUUCAUUUGGUGAUGAAACAAAGUUUGAUGAGAAUGGUGAUCCUGCCGCCAUGUAUGACCUGGUAAACUGGCAGUUACGACCAGAUGGAAAAAUGGAGUUUGUCACCAUUGGCAAAUUUGAUGAGACAACCAUCAUUGGGGUGAAAAAACUCCAGAUCCAAGAAGAAAUAAUCAUGUGGAAUGGCAACCAAACCGAAGUAGGCGCCCCAAGAGAAUAACAAAACUGAAAAUUGAAAUCUGUGCAUGGCUUUUUUGUCGAGGAGCUCUUUUGUGACUAGAGUAGUAUGCUUUUUCUCUUUUGCUCAGGUUCCCUUGUCAGUAUGCAGCAGCAUCUGUCCCCCAGGUACCCGAAAGGCUAUUAGACCUCACUUCCCUAUCUGCUGCCAUGACUGUGUGGUUUGUACAGCUGGGGAGAUUAGUAAUCAGACUGGUAAGGAAAGGCCAACUGCUGAUAUUAUUUUAGAGAACCUGACCUACAUUUGUAAUGAGAAAAAAAAACCAACACAAUUGUCUUUUCUUUAGAUGCCAUAGAGUGUGUGCGCUGCCUCCCAGAGUUUUGGUCCAAUGAUGAGAGGACAGUCUGUAUCCCCAAACAAGUGGAGUUCCUCUCCUUCAGCGACACUAUGGGCAUCACUCUCAUGGCUAUUUCUCUCAUUGGUUCCUUCUGCACUUGUGUUGUGGUCUUCAUAUUUUCCUGUUACAAAAACACCCCGAUAGUUAGAGCCAACAACUCUGUGCUGAGCUUUCUGUUGCUCUUCUCUUUGACUCUGUGUUUUCUGUGUUCUCUGACCUUUAUCGGCCGGCCCUCUGAGUGGUCCUGCAUGCUGAGACACACAGCAUUUGGCAUCACUUUUGUCCUCUGUAUCUCCUGUAUUCUUGGGAAAACUAUUGUAGUGCUUAUGGCCUUCAGAGCGACACUUCCAGGCAGUAAUGUAAUGAAGUGGUUUGGGCCUGCCCAACAGAAGGCAAUAAUCACCUUUUGUACACUGGUCCAGGUAAGGACUUUGGACUUUCUGAGUUCCCUCAAUGGUUUGUAAUAACUCCUGCCUAUAAAAAUCGACAUCUUCAUUGCAGGUAAUUAUCUGCACGGUGUGGCUGGUUGUCGCUCCUCCUAAGCCACACAAGCUCAUGCCACGUGAGAGCGCCACCGUCAUCCUCUUGUGCGAUGAAGGAUCACCUGUGGCAUUUGCUCUGGUUCUGGGCUACAUUGGCCUAUUGGCAUGCAUCUGCCUUCUCUUGGCAUUCUUGGCAAGGAAGCUCCCGGACAACUUUAACGAGGCCAGACUCAUCACCUUCAGCAUGCUCAUUUUCUGUGCGGUGUGGGUCGCCUUUGUUCCUGCCUACAUCAGCUCUCCAGGGAAGUACUCCACCGUCACAGAGGUGUUUGCAAUAUUGGCCUCCAGUUACGGACUGCUGGGCUGCAUCUUUGCACCUAAGUGCUACAUAAUCCUGCUAAAGCCAGAAAAGAACACAAGGAAACAUCUGAUGUCUAAAGGUGUCUCUGACAAGUUUUAG